GAAAGGAAAAGAAAAGAAAAGAAAAAUAAAAGGGGAAGGAGUGAGGCCGGGAAAGAUGGGUAUGAAGGAAGUGUUGUUUGAGAUGCGAGCUGACUCCCGGUGGAAAGGGAACCUUCUUCGUACUUCUUCUUCUCUUUCUCCUUUUGAUUCUCAUUCUUCCCACUAAUUAAACUUUCAUCCUUCUCUUCUUCCAUCAUUCUUUUAUCUGUUGUUGUUUCCUGAAACUACUAUUACCUUCUUCUUCUUCUUCUUCUUCUUCUUCUUCUUUCUUCGUCUUGUUUUCCUGUUUCAGAUUAAAGGCUUCAACUUCUUAGUUUGCGCGAAAAGAUAAACUUAUCUUCUAUUAAGGGUCAUCUUUAUUUUGUGGUUUCUUAUGGGGUAAUGCCAGAACCGAUUUCUGAAUGCUUCCUUGAUGAAUCAGUGAUCGGUUGAUAAGUGGGGUCAUUAGCAUUCGAACUUGCGAUUUCUGGGUUUCGAGAAAUUUCAGGUCUUUACUGUAAUAGUGGAAAUUGUUUUGUGGGUUUUCGUUAUCAUGUCAGGAUUUUGGUGUAAAUAAUUUUAGAUUGGUGAGUCUUGGUCGUUCGUCGUCGAUUCCUCCUUUGAUAUUAUUUGAAUCUUGGAGGAUUUGCUCCUAUUUUUAACUUUUCAAAAUUCCCAAAAAGAACAAAAGAAAAAAAAAGGAAAAAAAAAAAGAAGCAUUAGGAAUCUGAUUUAGAUAAUUUUUGUCAUCCCCAAUUUUAUCGUGGGUUUCUAGCGUUACUCAUUACAUAUUUUGUAUUUUUAGACACUUAAAGCAAUUAGUUUUCCCGUACCAAAGGAUAUAUAUAUAUAUAUAUAUAUAUUUUUUCAUUUGGUUUUGUUAAAGAAAAUGUCCUAUACUCGAGUUUCAAAGAGGAGAAAAAAGAGGUAGAUUAAACAUUUUUUUGUUUUGUUUUGAGGCACUAGUUGAAUUCUCUGUUGGGCGAUUACAUCUUAUGGGAAUACCUGAUAGUUCACUACUAGAUCUAAUAGAAAAGGUGAUGUCUUGGGUUUCUUGGGGAGGAAGUGAUUUACAAGUUUUGUCAGUCAAAAGUGAUAUGCUCAAUAACAGCAGAGAAAUGUGUUGUGAGUGUCACAGAAACCUCAAUGAAAUGACAAACAAGUACAGUUGCAAAAGCUGUGGCCGCUGGUUGUGUGGGAAAUGUAUGCGAGUUGCUGAUAUCCCUGAUUCUCAAUCUGAUAACCUGGAAUUCAGGGAAACUGUCAAUUCUUGCAAGUUCUGUUCUGGUGAUGAUAGGAAGUAUGAAGGUGAGAGGAAGUAUGUUGAGAAAGUGCAUCCUUCAGCCUCUCCUCAAGAGACUCCCCGGCAAAGUCCUGAGCCGCCAUCGCCAUGUUUCAGUGCUCAAAGUGAAAGAACCAGUUCUCCUAUGAUUUGUAAUUUGAAGAAGGGAAAUCAUUUUGAAUGCUAUUUUCAAGACCAAGAUUUUAGGUAUUAUCUCCAGGGGAGUAUGGACUCAUCUGGUGCUCUUGCAUCUUCAGUGUCUACUCAUCAAUCUGCGGGCAGGAGCGAUGAAGAUGGGACUGAGGAUUUUGGGAAGCACCAUUUCAGCCAUUCAAGUACAUAUUGCCAUAAUGAUUCGGAUAUAGAUACUAGUAGUGUUAGUGCUAAAAAUGAGACUUACAGCAAUAAGUCUCCUUCUGAGAGCCCUUCUAGGAUUGAUUUUACUUCCUGUAGGGUUGGGCUUCCUGUACAGCACGGACAAGAGAGGAUCCCCAUCUCUCAGUAUGAUGGUCCCUUUGAGAAACAAACUACGGCUGUUUUAGGAAAGCCUGAACAAGGGACGGAGGAUGCAUAUAGUACUGGUUAUUUCUCUGAUGACUUGUCAAUUUUUCGGAGCCAAAGUGAGAGUUCUCAGAGGCCAUUGGAUUUCGAAAACAGUGGUCUUAUCUGGUUCCCCCCUCCACCUGAUGAUGAGAAUGAUGAUGCAGAAGAUACUUUCUUUCCAUAUGAUGAUGAGGAUGAUGAUGUUGGUGAUUCAGGUGCCUUGUUCUCAUCCAACAGCAGCCUAACUAAUGCUUUUUCUGCAAAAGAGAAACAAAACGAGGGAAACAGAGAACCACUAAAAGCUGUUAUACAGGGUCAUUUUAGAGCUCUUGUUUUACAGCUUUUACAGGGAGAGGGUAUCAAAGUUGGUAAGGAAGAUGGUUCUGAAGACUGGCUUGACAUAGUUGCAACAUUAGCUUGGCAAGCUGCUAACUAUGUUAGACCAGAUACUAGCAAAGGAGGUAGUAUGGAUCCUGGUGAUUAUGUAAAGGUUAAAUGUAUAGCAACUGGAAGUCCAAAUGAGAGCACCCUUGUCAAAGGAGUAGCUUGCACAAAAAAUAUAAAGCAUAAGCGCAUGACCUCACAAUAUACAAAGCCUAGAUUGCUUCUAUUAGGAGGAGCAUUGGAAUUUCAGAAAGUUCCGAAUCAACUGGCUUCUUUUGAUACUUUGUUGCAGCAGGAAAAUGAUCAUUUAAAAAUAAUUAUUUCAAAAAUUGAGGCUCUCCGGCCUAAUGUUUUGCUGGUGGAAAAAAGUGUAGCUCCAUGUGCCCUGGAAUAUCUACUGGAGAAGGAAAUUUCAUUGGUGUUGAAUGUUAAAAAGCCAUUGUUGGAGCGCAUAGCCCGCUGCACUGGUGCACUUAUCACUCCAUCAGUGGACAGUUUAUCUAAAGCACGAUUGGGGUACUGUGAGCUGUUCCGGUUAGAUAGAAUGGUAGAAGAUCAUGAGACUGGCAACCAGUUAAACAAAAAGUCAUCAAAGACCUUAAUGUUUUUUGAUGGUUGCCCUAGACGUUUGGGUUGCACGGUCUUACUGAAAGGUGCAUGCCGUGAAGAUCUAAAGAAAAUUAAACAUGUUGCUCAAUAUGCAGUUUUUGCAGCCUAUCAUUUGUCACUGGAGACAUCCUUCCUUGCUGAUGAGGGUGCAACCCUACCUAAAAUGAGAUUGAAACACUCAAUGGCUGAGCCAGAGAGGUCAACAACUGACUUCAAUAUGUCUGUAAUGUCUGACACCCUUACUCCAACUAUGUGCCCAUCAGAAACUGAUGCUAUGGCUAAAGUGGAUGAAUUAGAGGGUCUUGAAUUAAAGUUUGAGGGUUUGGGAUCAGCAUCCGAAUAUCUUGAUAAUAUCAAGUUUCCUUUUGAUGCAUGCGCCAGAGAUUAUAGAACUGGAAACAUGCAUUUCGAUGCAUGCCAGAAUGAUUUAACAUCUAAUUUGACAGGGGAAUCGGGUAAUUCUUAUCCAUGUGAUGAAUCAAAUGGGGACUAUAUGCCUGCUUAUGGCAUGAGAAACAAUUCACUGUCAGACUUGCAAGAAUCCACGGUUCAAGAGGAUAGGCAGUUUGGUGAAAUUUCUGAAUCAACAAAAGAUAAUAUUGAAGAGGAUGAACUUUCUAGUGAAUACUUUUCUGCCACUGAUAGUCAUCAAAGCAUCUUGGUGUACUUUUCUAGCCGCUGUGUAUCAAAGGGAACAAUCUGUGAGCACUCAAGGUUGCUGCGGAUAAAGUUCUAUGGCUCUUUUGAUAAGCCUCUUGGGAGAUAUCUUCGUGAUGACCUGUUUGAUGAGACAUCUUGUUGUCGGUCUUGUAAGGAGCCUGUGGAGGCCCAUGUCCUAUGCUAUACACACCAGCAAGGAAAUCUUACAAUCAAUGUUAGGCGUCUUCCCUCUGUGAAGCUACCUGGGGAAAGAGAUGGCAAGAUUUGGAUGUGGCACCGUUGCCUGAAGUGUCCUCAUGAGGAUGGAGUUCCACCUGCAACCCGAAGAGUGGUUAUGUCUGAUGCUGCUUGGGGGUUGUCUUUUGGAAAAUUCUUGGAACUAAGCUUCUCAAACCAUGCAACUGCAAAUCGAGUUGCACCCUGUGGCCAUUCUUUGCAGAGGGACUGUCUUCGGUAUUAUGGGUUUGGAAGCAUGGUUGUUUUCUUCCGGUAUUCUCCUAUUGAUAUUCUCUCUGUUCAUUUGCCUCCAUUAGUGUUGGAAUUUGAUCACACUCAGGAGGAGUGGAUUAGAAAGGAGUCUGGAGAGCUUUUGAAUAAUGUUGAAACCUUGUACCGUGAGAUAUCAGAUGUGCUUGAAACCUUGGAGAAAAAGAGUUCAUUUCCUUGUCUAGGAAAUGAGCGUUCCGAUUCUUGUGACAUUUGUAGCCAUAUAGCAGAGCUGAAACAUAUACUUGGAAAAGAAAGAAAUGAUUAUCAAAGUUUGCUGCUAUCAGCCACAGCAGAGACCUCACACCCAGGGAUGACAGAUUUAGAUAUUCUUGAACUAAAUCGCUUGAAACAUUCUCUUCUAAUUGGUUCACAUGUUUGGGAUCGCCGGCUUGAUAACUUGGAUUCUCUUAUUAAAGGGAGUUCUACUACCAAUAUUAAGCACGGAAACAAAUCUUUUGCAGAGGAACCUUUUGAAAGUCUUAUGCUCAAACAGAAGGAUGAGGCGGACAAACCUUGUGCUUCUGAACCAUCUACACUUGGUCGUCCUGAUGGAGAGGAAGCAAAUUCAGACAAAUCCAAUCUUUCUGAGAGAAUAGAUUCUGCAUGGACUGGAACAGAUCAACCAACUUCAAGUGUUGAACCUCUUCAUAUAUGUGAAGCAGAUGGUCCCCAAGCUGAAUCUAUAAAACUAUCAAGUCAAAAUGAUAACUCUUUUAGAAGAUUGACACAACCAUUGAGACUUCAUUCUUUUGAUUCAGCUAUAAGAGUUCAGGAACAGUACAAGAAAAGCUUGGCUCUCUCUUUACAUUUAUCGACACUUAGAUCUUUUCACGCCUCUGGAGAUUACAGGAGCAUGAUUAAAGAUCCUUUCUCUAAUGUUUUUGAGACUCACUUCCAGACGUUGCCCUGGGAGGCUCAGAAGUUAAAUCUGAUAUUAAGUUCCACGCCGACAUUCAUCUCCACUAUGUCUCACAUCUUUGAAGGUGUUCGAUUACUGCAUUCCCAAACUCAUCGUGGUGAUAGAGUUGUUGCUGUUUAUGAUAAUGAUUUGUCUAGUAUAAUAUCCUAUGCCCUUAGUUCUAAGAAAUAUGAUGACUGGCUUACUGAUAAGUUGAAUCUGCAUGAUGGAAAUUGGAUUACUCGUGAGAGAAGCAGGGAAGAUUUAGCUGCUUCCACCUUUUCUGCCUGGGGCAUUGACUUAGAUUAUAUCCAUUAUAGUAACUAUGGGCCUGAAGAUGCGCCAUCUUCUAUUGGUACUCUUCUCUCAGAUUCCAAAAAAUCCUCACACUUGCAAAUUGCUUUUGGCGAUGACUCCUUGGUUGCUGGAGGGAAAGUGAAAUUUUCUGUCACUUGUUAUUUUGCAAAACAAUUUGACUUGCUUAGAAAAAAGUGUUGCCCUAAUGAAGUGGAUUUUGUACGGUCCCUAAGCCGGUGCAGGAGGUGGAGGGCACAAGGAGGCAAAAGUAAUGUAUAUUUUGCGAAAUCUUUGGAUGAAAGAUUUAUUAUUAAGCAAGUCACAAAGACAGAGUUGGAUUCUUUUGAAGAAUUCGCUCCUCAGUAUUUUAAGUAUCUGACAGAAUCCAUUAACUCAGGAAGCCCAACUUGCCUUGCAAAAAUUCUUGGUAUUUAUCAGGUCAGCAUCAAAUACCCGAAAGGUGGCAAGGAAACAAAAAUUGAUGUGAUGGUAAUGGAGAAUCUCUUUUAUAAGAGAAACAUAGCAAGGGUAUAUGAUCUGAAGGGCUCAGAGAGAUCUAGGUACAACUCGGAUACAACUGGGACAAACAAAGUCAUGUUAGAUAUGAACUUGUUGGAAGCCUUAAGAACCAAACCCAUAUUCCUUGGGAGCAAGGCCAAGAGGAGUCUUGAAAGAGCCGUUUGGAAUGACACAUCCUUUCUGGCGUCCGUGGAUGUCAUGGAUUACUCAUUGUUGGUUGGGGUGGAUGAUGAACGUAAGGAGCUGGUUCUGGGCAUCAUUGACUUCAUGAGACAAUAUACAUGGGACAAACAUCUUGAGACGUGGGUGAAAGCUACUGGGAUACUAGGUGGUCCAAAAAAAGCUGCUCCCACCAUUGUUUCUCCUAAGCAGUACAAGAAGAGGUUCAGGAAGGCUAUGACUACCUAUUUUCUCACUCUACCAGAUCAGUGGUCUUCAUGACGUACAUAAAAAUGUAUCAUCAUCAUCAUCAUCCCAUUUUUCCUGAUGCAAUGCAUUGAUUGGUUAAUAAGGAUAAGUUGGUGGCGUUAUAUGAUUAAUUGUUCAUACAUAUCCCUCGGCAGAGUCUUGUAACUUUGAACUUAUUCUUCAACACGAGCUCAAUGAAAUUGUGAAGAUUCCUUCUAUACUUCUUUUGUAUCACUAGUUUUGAGAUUCAUUCCUUCACACUGUAGCCCUGAAUGUACUCUUUUUCGUGUGAUGUUAAACAAUGACAUGCGUUGUUUAUGAUUUA
Prosopis cineraria is the source of this 6393-nucleotide messenger RNA. RefSeq names its product putative 1-phosphatidylinositol-3-phosphate 5-kinase FAB1C. Gene Ontology annotation, biological process: phosphatidylinositol phosphate biosynthetic process. Gene Ontology annotation, molecular function: 1-phosphatidylinositol-3-phosphate 5-kinase activity; ATP binding. NCBI's taxonomy places the organism in Eukaryota, Viridiplantae, Streptophyta, Magnoliopsida, Fabales, Fabaceae. Gene Ontology annotation, cellular component: endosome membrane. The transcript has 12 exons. The coding region runs from base 975 to 6101 and encodes 1708 amino acids. The record is from RefSeq and is a predicted model, not a curated record.